CUGCGCAUGGAAAGCAAUUUUGCCCAAUCAUAAAUAGGGCUAUUGUGGGGGGAUGGUGUAUGUUGGCGCAUUUCAUACAUCCGAGUGUAAUGGUAACCAGAUAGAGGCGUCGCGGGGCUAUCGGCCGGUUAGCACAUGGAAUAUGGGAUCUGGAGUCUGCACGCCGCGGGUGGACUUUGGGCCGAUCCGCGGCUCGCCCGAAGACAUCCGAUCCUGCCUCCCGGUGCGCCGCAAAUGCUCCCGAGGGCGGCUUUUGCUUUGAGCGGCCUUCAGAGGCCGUUGGAUAUGGUGCCGCUUCCAUUAGCCGCGACGGGAGCACCUUAUCGCGCGAUGGAACUAAUUGCGAAGCCGCCACAGGCCAGCGACCCCGGCGACCGUCCACGCGAGGUCCGGGAACAGGGUCGGAAACCAGCAGACAACGAAAGCAACAUCGAAAAGGAGGAAGACGAAGACGACAAUGAGAAUCUGACGUCAGUGCAGAGAACGAAUAACAACGAAGAUGCUGCUGAAGAAAGUGACGUCACCAGUUCGGACAGUUCGCACAAUUCGGCCAAUAACAACAUCCCGAUUAAGCCACUGGACCCCAUGUCGUGUCUCGGCCUUGACAAGGAGGAAACUGUGACUCCGGUUCUGAAUGGAUGGGUACUUGGUGCAUACACGGCGAUGCUCGGCCGACUCUCGGCAGCGACUGCGGCUCUGGAAGCCUCGGAGAUUCCUAACAUGCCGUCGGACAGCGACUCGGAGAGCAAUCACUCUUCUUACACUGAAAAGUCGAGAGGCAGCAGCCCUAACGCUGGCGUUCAUCGCGGCUAUUCCUGUGGCUCUUGCGAUCUGAUCGCUCCCACCAGACCAGCUCUAAGGAAGCACAUGGCGGACUGUCAUCCCAGCCUCUUGGGAACUGAGACGGGCGAAGCUAGAAGGUGUCCCUCCUCGGGGUGCGACUUCACCACGAGAAGCAGGUGCGAGAUGGAGACUCACGUGGCGAGUCACGUGGCUCAGGGGAUUGCGCCAACGGGGAAGAAACGCAGCCUGGCCCUGCAGCGCGUCAGGUAUAGAUACGAGAGGGAGGAGUACCGUUGUUCAUUGUGCUCGUACGCGUGCACCAUCGAGAAGGCCUUCCAGAGACACCUUAGGGCACAUGCAAAAGGGGCGGCACCGGAAACUAGAGUCAGCUGCGCCGUUUGCGGAGCCGACAGAUCAUCGGAAGUCGACCUGAGUCGCCACAUGAGGAGGCACCGCGACGACCGGUACUUCUGUUGCGAUAUAUGCAUCUUCAGGACCGUCCAACUGAAGAAGCUGAUCCAGCAUCGUCGCAUGCACACCGGAGAGAAGCCUCAUCUGUGUCCACACUGCGCGUACAGAAGUGCGCGACGCGACAAUCUACGAAGCCACGUGAGGCGAGUUCACAAAAAAGAGAAUCUCUACUGCGACACCUUCAGUCCACGUGGGAUGCUGAUGGCCCCGACGAUCAGAGACAUGCCCUCCGUGGUCCAGAGUCCAGCAUCCUCGCCGUCCUCGACCUCGGAGUUGCCGAACUAACGAAGAGCAUCGUCAGCGCGGGAGCCGAGACCAUUUCCCGGAUGGCGAUGAAGCUUUCGGAAGGUCCCGAUGGCCGCGAGCGAAGCUUCGUCGAACAGUUUUACACGUCCUAACUUCGUCAAUAAGCGAUUUAGAUUAUAGCAGAAUGUUAGGGAAGAUUUUGCGAUAUCCCGAACGGUACGAGGACGUCUUCGUCCUGCUCGGAAUUCGAGAGCCUCGUGUCUUCCGGGUGAACGAAUGGGUCAGAGGUCGAAGAAACAUCGAAAAUCAUUUUUUGUUUCUCAUUUUUACGAAAAACGAAUUUUAAAUGGUUUCUUUGUAAUUAUCGCGUGUGUCCCGUGUGUCGCUUCUUUGACACUUUUCUAAUUCCAAGAGAUAUCGAUGCCAAGUCGAUAGACUUUUAUGAACUCGUGCAUUGGCUCUCGUGUAAAUAUAAAUAGGUCAAAACAGCAGCGUCUCUGAUCCUCUAACACAGAAUAGGUAUGUCCUUACCCAAUAUAUAUAUAUAUAGGUACGUUUAGCUAUGUUUAGGUAAAUAAAUUUAGGCACGUUUAGCUGAUGCAUGCGCUCCUUGAUCAUUUAACUUGAUUCGUCGUAUUGUGAGAGGAAAUUUUUAAUUAGUGUAAGCCAAUUAAUUCGUGCGUAAGAGAUAACAGUGAGAGAGAAGAAUGAAAAAGAAAAAAAAAGAUUAAGUAAAAUCAAGCUGCGUGAUGGUGCUAGACUGUAGACUGGAUUAGCGAAAGACUGAACCAAAAAAAGUAUUUCAAACUGCUCGACGUUUUCUCGGCCGUCAUUGAUAAACGCGGCCACACAGACUGCGAAUACGAACUGAAUUGCCAGAGUCUCCGAUAUUCUCAUAUAAUGUCAAAAGACUUAGAAUAAUAUUUAUCGAAAUUUUAGCAUUACGGAUUCGCGAAAUGAAGAAAAUUCAAGAAAUUUUUCGAGUUUAUUGCGAUCUCAAUGUUGAGCUCGGCUGUCAAAAUUUAAUCAUCGAGGUAAUUAUGCCUCGGAACGUGAAGUUUCUCUAAAAAGAUGAAGAAUCAACGCGAAGGCAUAUUAGUAAUUUAAGAAUGUAAUUAUAAUUGGUGCCAAAAAAAUUGUGAUGACAAAAUUAGUAUAAUUUUAAUCGAUAGGCAACGAUGCUGUGCAACUCUAAGACUGAUUCGAUGUGAAUGAAUCCAAAAAAUUGGCAAAAGAAAAGAGAAAAAAAAUGAAAAUAAUUGAUAGUCAAAGUUUGAAACGGAGAUUCUGGUGGAUAGGAAAGGUGCUAUUUUGUAAAAUCAUUAAUCGCUAUGGCCUCCCUUUUCGUCCUCUCUCGUUUGAUCGCUACUAUUCUUGCCAUUGAUGAUCGCCAUUGUUCUACUAUAGUUAGCAGACAAAAAGUACAGAAAGGUAUAACGCAGAUGGAUAAAUAUAUUGUCCACUGUGAGUAUUUGGGUAUUGGGUAUACCAAAGGUAACGGAUAACAGGAUUUUUUUUAGCGGGGCCGUCCCUGUGUCCUUCGGCGAUAAUAACGUUAAGCGAUUAAACAAUAUACAUAAAUAAAUGUGUGUCAAUUUUUAAUGUAUCGUAUUUGAUUCUAGUCGAUCAACCGAACAUUAAAUUGAUGACUAGUCGUCUAAGCGGAGUCUAACCGGUAACAAAAAGAACACGAACAGAUUGAAUGAUUGGCAAAACGAUCAUUUUCUCAGAACGCCUAUUUAUCUAUAUAUGUAUACGUAUAUCCAUAUGUAUAGUAUAUAUAUAUAUAUAUUCUUUCUUGCUUUUGAUAUAUAUUGUAUUCGAAUGAUAUUUUAUAUUUACAAUGCCUUUAUUCUGAGGUGUCGCGGAUUUCGUGAUUUUUAUACAUUAUUUACAACGCACAGCUCCCGAUGCUCUUUAUUGCAUAGCCUAAAGUCACGCCGUCGAGAUUCGAUUUACCUGUAAAUCGAGCUAAAUAUGAAAUAUUUAUCUGGCAGCAGCAGCCACUGUCGCUGUUCAGGAUUCUUAAGAGGAAGUCAGUAUUUAGAAAAUAUCCAACCAACCAGGAGAAGGUUGAGUCUCGACGGCGCGUCAAGACUGUUUGUUGAUAAUUAACUAAUUAUUACGUCUUAUUGUACGGGACAUACAUAAGAUGGCUGCCGCCGGCGCGACGGUCCAGCCUCCGAGAUUUAUUCGAAUAAUUGCACACUCCAUUAAAUUAUAAAUGUUGUGCCACCAUUACGAAACAGUGCGUGCCAAAAAAAAA
This is a messenger RNA of Cephus cinctus (wheat stem sawfly), 3766 nucleotides long. RefSeq names its product zinc finger and SCAN domain-containing protein 10. Bases 136 to 1539 code for a protein of 467 amino acids. The transcript has 6 exons. The record is from RefSeq and is a predicted model, not a curated record. Gene Ontology annotation, cellular component: chromosome. Gene Ontology annotation, molecular function: chromatin insulator sequence binding; RNA polymerase II cis-regulatory region sequence-specific DNA binding; DNA-binding transcription factor activity. Gene Ontology annotation, biological process: regulation of transcription by RNA polymerase II. NCBI's taxonomy places the organism in Eukaryota, Metazoa, Arthropoda, Insecta, Hymenoptera, Cephidae.